GCAAUCGGUCUGGUUAGGCACAUUCAGUAGCAUUCUGUCGACUGACUAUCCAACCAAUAUGAAAACCUCAUUCAUCCUUCUCUGCCUGGCGCUGUACGUGGCUGCCGUCUUCGCUGACUGCGACCCCGAUGGUAAUGGAAUGCCCAGUUGCAGUGGCUCUGACAACUCAAAAUAUCGCAACUUCUGGGAUCCCACUCACUACUGGGUCUGCCAGGGUGGAAGCGCCGUUUCCGUGGCAUGUGAAAUUAUUGGUGGAUUUGAUCAGGCUACAUCUCAGUGUAUAACAUGGGAUAAAUGGACUUGGGUUCCUCCAUGCCCUGCUACCUAAAAUGCUUCCUGCAUUGUAUUAAAAUGUUUGACAACGACAUAUGUAUAACGGCU
This is a messenger RNA of Drosophila grimshawi, 381 nucleotides long. RefSeq lists its product as uncharacterized. Bases 59 to 328 code for a protein of 89 amino acids. The transcript is spliced from 2 exons. NCBI's taxonomy places the organism in Eukaryota, Metazoa, Arthropoda, Insecta, Diptera, Drosophilidae. Gene Ontology annotation, molecular function: chitin binding. The record is from RefSeq and is a predicted model, not a curated record.